Aspergillus ruber CBS 135680 is the source of this 3317-nucleotide messenger RNA. RefSeq names its product tetratricopeptide repeat protein. Gene Ontology annotation, molecular function: protein binding. Bases 41 to 3265 code for a protein of 1074 amino acids. The transcript has 4 exons. Gene Ontology annotation, cellular component: transcription factor TFIIIC complex. Gene Ontology annotation, biological process: transcription by RNA polymerase III. Lineage: Eukaryota; Fungi; Ascomycota; Eurotiomycetes; Eurotiales; Aspergillaceae. The record is from RefSeq and is a predicted model, not a curated record.
GUUGUCUCAUUGGUGGUGACAAAGUAUAAGACGCGUCAAUAUGGAUCAUUCAGAUUGGAACUACCCGGAGCAUCCUCUUACAGACGAGGUCCAGUACGCAGUGCAGGAUAGCCAACAACCUGCCGCGGAAGAGGAGUUCGACACAUCGUUGCUGGAUCCCAGACUUUACGGAGGUACACUUCCCGAUCCUUCACAAUUCUCGGAACAACCGGUCGUCGAAGAUGAAUACUACGUCGGGGAUUACCAGGGCGGGGAUGACUCGGAAGAGGAAUACGAACUUUCCGGGGAUGAGGACUCGGAGGAUGAAGAAUCGCCCGAUAUGGCAGAGGAAGCUGCGGACGAUGAUGAUGAAGACGACUUUCGAAGACGUCGUCGCAGGGGUACCGGCAAGUUCUCAGGCCGGUAUGGUGCCAGGGGUGGUAAGGGUAUCAAGAGAGGACCGCGCAGGCCUUUAGAACCUAGUCAUGAGUUCAAAAUGCUACAUUCGGAGGCUACAUCUGCGUUCAUUGACGGAGACUACGAGCGUGCAACCGAGCUGGUGAAGCGCGCGAUCCAGAUCAACCCCGAAAUGUUCGCCGCUCACUCUUUGCUAUCCGAAAUCUUCCUAGCAGAGGGUGAAAAGGACAAAGCGCUGACCGCGCUUUUCAGUGGCGCUCACACGCGACCAAAAGACCCAUCAGUCUGGGCCAAGGUCGCGCGAAUGGUCCUGGAGCGUGCAGGAGAUGAUAGGCAGACAGCCCUGAAUGAUGCUCUCUACUGUUAUAGUCGAGUAGUCGAUAUCGACCAGCAUAAUUUGAAUGCUCGGUUCCAGAGAGCGGCACUUUAUCGCGAGCUGGGGCAUAAUGGCCGGGCUGCAACAGACUAUGAACGCGUCCUUAAAGGGUCCCCGCACAACGUCAGAGCGCUUCGUCACCUUGCGGAAACGUACAUUGAUCUGGGCAAUGUACAAACGGCGUUUGACUAUUGGUCCGAUAGUGUUGGGUACUACACGACCGUAAACCCAGACGAGGCCCCCGAAUUUUCCUGGUCAGACGUCAAUAUCUACGCAGAAUUGUUUACCUACCUAGGCCGGCACGGUGAAGGUCUUGGAGCGAUCAAGUCGUUGUGCAGAUGGCUUCUUGGGCGCAGUGAUGAUACAAUGUGGGAGGACUUCCACGAAGACGAUCGAGAAUGGGAUUCCAAUGAUUCUCCUCGGCGUAUCAAAACCGAUGGCUACAUUCCAAAGCAAUGGCCACGAGACUCCUAUGGACUUGGUCUUCCUAUCGAACUCCGAAUCAAACUUGGUCUCUUCCGCUUAAGAAUGGGAUACGAUCACAAAGACGAAGCAUUGCAUCACUUUGAAUGGCUAAACCCAGAAGACAAUGCAGAAGGAGCUCGACUUUACGAUUAUGGAGACCUCUUCCGAGAAGUCGCAGACGCUCUCAAAGAAGUCACCUUGUAUGAGGAAGCUCUUCGCUUCUACACGCCUCUCCAACAUACUGGCGAGUAUGCAGACGUCAGUUUCUUCAUGGCGAUGGGAGAUUGCUACAUGCGCCUCGGUAACCUCGAAGAUGCAGAGAACUGUUACAUCACAGUCGCAGAACAUGACACCAGAAACGUGGACUCGCGCGCACAGCUAGCCAAAUUAUACGAGAGUAUCGGGCUGACCGAACAGGCUCUAAAAUACGUUAACGAGACGGUCCUUCUCGAGAGGCAGGAGAUGAGAAAUAAUCGUCGCAGAAAAGACACCAGACUUGAGCAGCUGGCAAAGGAAUUCAAAACGGCAGAGAUGGCACCAGAAGAAGCCCCGGUUGUAAAAGAAUAUGAAGAGGAAACCCCAGAAGCCGAAGGUGUCGCUGCGACACUUACUGCUGCGCCGAUUGGUAGGAAGCAGGAUGAAGAGGAGACCGGAGAAGGUGACCGGACAGAGCAUGUCCAGUACUUGUUUUCGAAAAUGCAGGUGUUUCAUCCGCUGGUUAAAGAGGGCAAAUUGGAAGCCACGGAAGACUGGCUGGAUAUUGCUGACGCUUUGCUGCGCGAGUUCCGGUCAAAUCGGGUAUUCUACCCGCUGCAACGACAGGUCUUUAUGGGUUAUUCUAGAGAGGCGCAGAAGAAGGCUGGGAGGUCUCAAGGUCGGACACUCAUGGACGAAAUGGCUGAAAUGGCAGGCCGUCUCCAGGAGUCUCUAGGAAAUGUCCCAGACGAACCGCUGCAGGAUGUUAUACCCACUGACUACCACGGAAUUUCCUUCGACGAUUGGCUCGAUAUAUUCCUCCAAUAUGCCCUACUCGUAGCAGAACAGGGCGAACCCGGAGAAGCAUACGAGUCUCUCGGAGCCGCGGCAGACGCAAGUGUCUGGUACAAUUCCAAGCCCAAGACACGCUUAAUCCACGUCUGCUGGUUCACAUGUGCCCUUCGCGUCCAAGACGAAGAAACACUCGCCAACGAAGCCCGCUGGUUUAUCAAGGAAUACCAAUUUGUAACAGACACCUACCGCCUCUUCUCCAUGCUUAGCCACCUCUCUGGCGACCCGCACCGCUCCCUGUUCCAUUCCUCCCCAAACAUGAAAUUCAUGCUGCGCCAAAUCAAAGCAAUAGACUACACCCUCCCAGACAACAACCCACAAGUCAGACAUGGCAAGGCAGUCCGCGAAUCCGUCUACCAAGAGCGCGCAUCGCUCACCACCCGCGACGAAACCGGUGAGGCAAUCCCGGCCGAGGAAAUGGAUGUCGCGCUGCUCGUGCUGUACGGGCAUAUCCUAUACUCGGGGAAUAGUUUCUUCCCGGCGCUGAAUUACUUUUACCGGGCGUAUGCGUUGGAUGAUGAGAAUCCGGCUACGCUGUUGUCUAUUGCGCUGUGCUACAUCCAUCACUCGCUUAAGCGGCAGUCGGAGAAUAGACAUUAUCUUAUCAUGCAGGGUCUUGCGUUUAUGCAUGAGUACCGGCGUGUGCGUGAGAGGGAGGGGAGUCUUCAGCAGAGGCAGGAGAUGGAGUUUAAUUUUGCUCGUGUGUGGCAUAUGCUUGGGUUGACGCAUUUGGCUGUCGAGGGGUAUCAUCUGGUGUUGGAAUUGGGGGGACAAAUUCAGGAUGCGUAUCGGAAGGCUCCUGGGGUUGGGAAGGGGAACGAUACGGUUAUGCAGGAUGCUGGUGCUGGCGCGGUGGUUACGAAUACGCAAUUCGUGGAGGACUUUUCUCGCGAAGCAGCUGCUGCAUUGCAGAUUAUCUACUCACUUAACGGUGACUUCAAGUCCGCCAAAGACGUGACUGCGAAAUGGCUAGUUAUAUAGCCAAUACCCACAAUAUUUGAAUACAAAUCUCUUGCAAACUUCCCAUCAGCUA